GAUUGUAUGUGAGAGUGAUGGAGGGACCAGGACGGACCGGCUCUGACUGACCCGGAGCAGCAUGCGGGACCCGCGGAGCUGGACCCCCGGGUUCGGCCCUGCGGAGCGCGGGAAACCGGCCACAUACACCGGAGAGAAGAAGGCCAAGUGGGUCGCCAAGUCCAACAAGAAGUGGGUGAGACUGGCCACGGUGGUGGUCUACGUCCUGUCCGUGUCUCUGGCUGCUGUCAUCCUGGCGAUCUACUACAGCCUCAUCUGGAGACCGACCACCGGGACCGGGACCGGGACCGAUCACAUUACAGCUGCUCAGAGAAAUAAUCUAAAUAUGUCUAAAUUUGAUUAUUGUAGAAAUAAGACUCUAAAUAUUCAAACCAAAGUCAGCAAUAAUGAUUCAGUUCAAAUCUAUAAUCGAACAAUUAAAGCAGAAAACUUGAAUCAAACUCUAAUAAAUCCUAAUAAAGCGGAUAGAACCGGGUCUCCUCCCUCCACCGGGUCAUCGGACCCUCCUCAGGCCGGGCAGGACGCCUCUUUCUCGGCUCUGAGCACCGCAGAACCUCCCGCUGUGACCGCGGAGGAUCCGUCCAACCUGCCGACCCACCGCACCGCAGCAGGCCGGGAUCAGGAGGCUGAUGUCGGCCGGAUGGAGGCGGGCUCCUCCGGGUCCGGGACGGAGGACGGAUCAGAGACUCUUUAACCCAUAUCUGUGUUGUUCUGGAUGUUUAUUCA
Molecule: messenger RNA, 726 nt
Organism: Scomber scombrus (Atlantic mackerel)
Lineage: Eukaryota; Metazoa; Chordata; Actinopteri; Scombriformes; Scombridae
Exons: 1
Coding region: 62-694 (210 amino acids)
Source: RefSeq, a predicted model, not a curated record